This is a messenger RNA of Puntigrus tetrazona (Sumatra barb), 691 nucleotides long. The record is from the annotation of a RefSeq genome assembly. NCBI's taxonomy places the organism in Eukaryota, Metazoa, Chordata, Actinopteri, Cypriniformes, Cyprinidae.
AUGGCACACCCAUCACAACUAGGAUUUCAAGACGCAGCAUCACCCGUGAUAGAAGAACUUCUGCAUUUCCAUGACCACGCAUUAAUAAUUGUAUUCCUAAUUAGCACCUUAGUCUUAUAUAUUAUUGUUGCAAUAGUAUCAACUAAACUCACUAAUAAAUAUAUUUUAGAUUCUCAAGAAAUUGAAAUUGUAUGAACAAUUUUACCAGCCGUUAUUUUAAUCCUAAUUGCACUACCAUCAUUACGCAUUCUUUAUCUUAUAGAUGAAAUUAAUGACCCACAUCUAACAAUUAAAGCCAUUGGACAUCAAUGAUACUGAAGCUAUGAAUAUACAGACUACAAAAAUCUAGGGUUCGACUCAUAUAUAGUCCCAACACAAUAUCUUACCCCCGGACAAUUCCGUCUCUUAGAAACAGACACCCGAAUAGUAAUUCCAAUAGAAUCACCAAUCCGUGUCUUAGUAACUGCCGAAGACGUACUACACUCCUGAGCUGUACCAGCCCUGGGCGUAAAAAUAGACGCAGUUCCAGGCCGACUAAAUCAAACUGCCUUUAUCUCGUCACGCCCAGGAGUAUUUUAUGGUCAAUGCUCAGAAAUCUGCGGAGCCAAUCACAGCUUUAUACCAAUUGUAGUUGAAUCAGUACCACUAAAAAACUUCGAAUCCUGAUCUUCACUUACACUUCACCUAGCUU